CUGCUGCUUCUUUUUACAGCUGUACUUGAACAGGAGUCGGUGUAAAGAAUACUGGCGCACAAAUUCGCCAUUACAUACUGAAUCACAUAGGCAACAUUCGACUGCAGACGCAUAGACGCAGGCGACGGCACGUCAAGUGCUGCGAAAAUCGUUGUGGCGUGUGCACGGGGGGAGACCUUGCCGUAGUUAAAUCCCGUCGCACACCAUACAACAGAAGUUGGCAGCGGUCGUUGGCUGCCAAUUUUGCAAUGGAAUUGUGCGCGCGUUGCUUCCAGACGUGCGUUCGCGCGUUUGCGUAGUGCGAAGCAACGGAAAAGUAGAAGUGCAUGCCAAGAACUGCAGUGACGGCGCAAUUCUCUUUUCAUCUAACACCCAGCAUCGUCGAGUGGACGAAAUCAACACUUCAGCAGCGGCUACAAUACAACAACAAAACAUACAACUACUUUAAAAAAAUCAAACGGAAAUUACAUACAAAACCAAAAGAAGAAUACAAUUAUUUGAAUUUUGUGCAUAAGAUAAUCGUUAUGGUACCUAAUAAUAAAGCUGAUUUAAAAAACAUAAUGUUAUUGCCGCAUAGCUGAUGCAACCAUAGUGAAGAGAAGCCGAUUGAGGAGAUAUACCUAGAGGAAUUUGGUGUACAGCCAUGAGAAUAAUCAUGUAGCUAACAAACAGGUACUUACGUAUGUGUGUAAUUUAAUAGUGUUCGGUUGCAUUCAGUUUCAGUAGCGUGCGUAGCGGCGAGAGGGAAGCGAGAGGGAAGCGAGAGUGAACGAGUAGUGAAAGUGAACGAAUUUAACGGUAUGUACAAAUUUCUCGCCAUUGUUGUUAUUUAACCGAUAAAAGUGUUUAUAUGCGAUACGAAAGUGCUGGUGAAAUAAACGAAACCGAGAAAAACAAUAACAACAAUACAAAUGCUAACACAAAGAAAACAAUAUAAAACAAUUUUAAGUUAUUAAAGUUGUGUAAAGGUUAAUUUCAAAUAAAAUGUUAAUUUCAAAUAAAAUGUGAUUUUAAAAAUAAGUAAAAUUUUGAAAUAAUAUAUGUGUGUAUAAUAUAUUAUACAUAUGUACGCAUGCAUGGACGGAGAAGGAAUUAUAGAAAAUAGGUGUGUGCAUUUUAAACUACAGUAAAUAGCUAAUAACAAUAAUAACAAAAUCCCACGUUAAUGCAAUAGUUAAAAGGAAACAACGAAAAAAAUAAAAAUCAACAUUACCAGCGCUAUCAAAUAACAUCAAUAAGAACUAUUACAAAAUUGUCAAGCAAUGCAAAUAAAAAACUGAAUUUACCCGCUGAAAAAACAACAUGCGAACAAGUGUGCAAUUAAAAAGUGUCAUUGUAAACCCGCCAAAAUAUAAUUCGGUAAUUAUAUACUUUACGGAGUACAUGGAGAAACUAAUCAAAAACGUCAAUCGUCAAAAUCAAAAUAUUGGAAAAUAUUAAAAAUAGUGGGUUAGAUCAAUAAUUAAAUAUUUUAAAACCAGUGCAUAAAGUCAAAAAAAUUUUAUGUACAGUUUAAAUAGUCAAGCAGCAUACAUACACAUACAUAACAGACCAAAUAUUGUGACAAACAUAGCAUUUAAGGUGCAUAUGUCCAAAAGCCUUCAUAUAUGUAUAAUAUGUAUAAUAGCAAAAGUAAAGCCGACAUUAAGGUCGAUUAUCGAUGCAAGUAUAUUCUACCGCAUAUGUAGAUAUAAGUGUACACACAUUUACAUAUAUUCAUAUAAAUUAAUGUUUGUGUAAACAUAUGUAUAAGUAUACCUCCGUUAGCGUUAUACAUAUCUAGUGAUGUAAUCAAUCUUGCGAGAGUAAAUCACGAUUUGAUAUUCCACAAAGCAAAGAGAAAAACUAAAAUAAAACUAAAAUUAACUACAAAUUUAACAACGCUUAUAAAAAAUCAUAAUGCCACACAAUAGCCAUAAUUCACACUCGCGACAUGGUGGUUCUUCCAGCGACGAUUUGGGAAGCACCGAUGAGGUGAAAAUUUUCAAAGAUGAAGGCGAUCGCGAAGAAGAGAAAAUUUCAUCGGAGAAUCUGCUUGAAGAAAAGUCAAGCUUGAUAGAUUUGACAGAGAGUGAGGAAAAAAGCGGAAAGAUUCCAACAAGGCCGGAUCUGAGUCCAGUGUUUAGUAAACUUGAAUCCCAUGCAUCGAGCUUCAAUAUGGGAUAUCUAGUGUCGCCGUAUUCGUAUACGAAUGGCGGGGCUGGUGGAUUGCCGGUAACAAUGGCAAAUAAAAUUGGAAUCCCGCCAUUUUUUUGUCAUAAUGGUGACCCACUUACGACACCACCACCUGCGCACUGUGGUAUACCUCCAUAUCAGUUGGACCCAAAAGCCAUGGGGACGGAAAGGAUAUUAUAAUUGAAUUACUAUCUAGAUUUUCCUUAACUAUUUGUUAGUAAUUAUUUCACUUAUUUAGU
Molecule: messenger RNA, 2414 nt
Organism: Anastrepha obliqua
Lineage: Eukaryota; Metazoa; Arthropoda; Insecta; Diptera; Tephritidae
Product: protein pangolin, isoforms A/H/I/S-like
Exons: 6
Coding region: 1900-2355 (151 amino acids)
Biological process (GO): canonical Wnt signaling pathway; regulation of transcription by RNA polymerase II
Cellular component (GO): beta-catenin-TCF complex
Molecular function (GO): RNA polymerase II cis-regulatory region sequence-specific DNA binding; DNA-binding transcription factor activity, RNA polymerase II-specific
Source: RefSeq, a predicted model, not a curated record